GGAAAUUUGGACUCGGCAAUCUUGCACUGCACGGCAUGCAACAAGCAGAUCGGUGUCGAUGGUAGCAUGGACUAUCACAGACACCCUGUACUCAAAGUCCUCAUCUGCAGGAAAUGUUACUACUGGUACACGAGUGCGGAGGUAGACCAGGACUCGGAGGGCACCGACGAGCAAUGCCGGUGGUGCAGACAGGGUGGCGACCUCAUCUGCUGCGACUUCUGCCACAACUCAUUCUGCAAGGGCUGCAUCAGGAGAAACCUAGGCCGGAAGGAACUGAACUCCAUUCUCGAUAGUGAUGAAUGCAGCAAAUGGAAAUGUUACGUUUGCAACCCGAAGCCUCUGCUCAGUCUUAUCGAGCAUUGCUCCGCUGUGAUGGAGGCCCUCACAAAACUUGAGAAGAAACAACAGGAACUGGAACUGAAACGAACGAAACGAUAUCACAUCAAAUCUUCAACCGUUGCAUCAUCCACUGGGAACACAUCAUUCACAUUGCCGUCAGCUAAUUCUGCUGCAAUGGUAUGUAAUGGUAGCGUAAGUGGUGUAGCUGAUAAAUCACAAACUCGUUCAGGGUCCUCUCGUGUGGUGGUUAAUAACAACACUUCUGCUGCUACUACUACUAGUAACAGCAGUAGAUUGAGUGCAGGUAGUAAUGGAUAUUUUGGAAUAAUGCCUAAUUCAACUCUUCAGGUGAGACUGAGCAAACCACCACAACAAUCUGUGAAUGCUCACAGCCUUCAUCAGCAG
Molecule: messenger RNA, 744 nt
Organism: Helobdella robusta
Lineage: Eukaryota; Metazoa; Annelida; Clitellata; Rhynchobdellida; Glossiphoniidae
Exons: 4
Source: RefSeq, a predicted model, not a curated record